GCUAGUACCGGUACGAGUACUACAAAAAGACUAGAUCUACAAUCUUGCAAGGUCAACGACAACGGUGUCUAGUCUCUCCAUCGUCUCCUCCACUGCUGCCCUGCUCCAACUCGGAUGACUUGUUGUUUUGUUCUCGACAGCGAUCUAGCGAGUGGCCGGUUGUCGCUCGUUGAUCCACAUGUAGGGCUCUGUCCUCAUUAUUAUGAGUCUUGACCCAUACUGGCCAUAGUCAUACGAAGAAUGAAUGGCCUGGAGUCGGGACCGGGAAGUAGUUUGAAUGCUUCGCGCGCUUGCUGACCUCGUUCAUGGUCCGGAACAUUUCGCCACGCCGCUAGAACAUAGUAAACGGAGUAAACGUGAUGCCUUUGAAGUCGCUACGAGUGUAACGUUAUGGUUAUUGGGCACUUGCUUUCUCGGCUUCCGAGACGGACUGCAGCACUCUGCAGUUCAGGCUGAGACCACAGAGUUACUCAUACAGCGGGCUUGUGGACGGAGAGAAAGAAUGCAGAAUUGUAAUUCCUAACUCACGGUUUUAAAUCAUUGAAGGCAGCUGCUGUGCAAUGCUACUGCCACCAGUGGCUAGCAAGACGCUAGUCCAGUGAGCUGAUAUUAUCUGACAUGCAGCACAGCGUAGACCGGCACUGCGAGCUCUGUACAUGAGUUGUUUUCAUUGUGUUGCAUGUGAUCGGAGCGGCGCCCUAUGCACCCCGACACACACACACACACACACACACACACACACACACACACACACACACACACACACACACACACACACACGACCUGACACAGCAGCCGGUGCAUGAUGGGCAAGCGCAAGCGAUUGUUUGCUCUGCUGCGGAGCGGCGGCAAUGGGGCGACCGCCAGCACUCGAGAUAACGAUGUGGAUGCAGCGGUGGACUCAGCCAGUCGCCACCACUCAGCCGGGGAGUCAGCGGGGGAUCCCGGAGCGGCGACACCGAACGACACCUUCGAGCCCGCAGGCACUGCUGGUAUGGAUGCAGGCGAUACUGCUCCCAGCAUUCCUCUCCGGGAACCUACAGCAGCAGCAGCCACCCAGCCAGCAGACAGUCACAUGGCACAGCAAGUACAUUCCGCUUUGAACCAUGAUGUAAGCGAUGACAUCAUCCGGUCAUUGGUCGCCGGCCUGAUACCAGACAUGGGGUCAUUAUCGGGCACGCGUACGCCUAGCACAGGCGAGCAGCGGCGGAGGCAACACCACCAACAGCAGCAGCAAUGCAACAGCAGUCAAGUCGUGCAGAUCACCGAGCGGUAUUUGAAGCGGCACGGUGUCAUACCUGAGCUGGCUUGCAUGGUUAGCCGUGCCCUGAGCGGCUCACACCUGCCGUUCACGCCAUACUCACAGCUACGUCACUUAGCACUGGUUAAACAUGAGAGAUCACGGUUGGCAGUUGGCGACCAUUAUCAACCCAAACUGAUCCCGGUGUUGUUUGCGCCGGAAGGAGUUGGGCUGCUUGUCUCGGACAACCGUCGGCUAGUGUGGGGCUUGGAGCGCAUUGUUCAGUUUGCUUGUCCACCCAAGGUCGUCGAGCUACGCUGGCUGGUUGAAUCGCUCGCUGCAGUGGCGCAAGCUGCAAUCAAGCCGAAGGAAGACUUUGAUUGUUUGGUGGUGGGGUCAGUCAAUGGUAGCUUCAUCUUCAGAGGGUCGCUACUGGAGCAUGCCGUCAACUUGGAAGUGCAACUAGACUAUUUGCUGUGGGGCCCGUCAAAAGAUCAGGCACUGGAGCUGUUUGCCGCCGCAGUAGUGGCGGAUGUUCUGGCAAUGAACAAAGCCUCCAAGCACAUUGUCCUUGGGAUGCAUUUGACAUCAGCGAGUGGAGAAGUGAACAUGUGGAAGAUACCUGACUUGCUGAGGCGUGUGGAGGAUUUCAAGACGGCCGUCUGCACUACAAUAAAUUCAAAAGCGACAUGUGUGCUAGAGUGUAUAUACGGAACCAGUGAGUACGGAUUUCCCUACGAGUGCGGCACUAAAGUGUACCAGCUCAACUUGGUCAAGACGGCUGAUAAGGCUGCCAGUGAACGUGAAAGACUGUUCAUCUUUGCACCUCCUCCGCUUGCCUCCCUGCACCAAGGCGUGUUUGUCAGCCAGAGUACAAUCACCAGCUAUCUGGCCAUGUUCCUACCGAGUGAGGAGGAAGAAGCUGAUAUCGUUCUGAACACUGACAGCUUGGAAAGUCGGUUCCUGCACCCCAAUCAACCAUCUGUGCUGCGCUGGCUCCGGAGGAUAUACCGUGCUCAGCUCACGCAAUCAAUACUGCACAGGGACAGGGACAUGGAUAUGCUGACAUCCCUGCCGUGCUGUUUGUUCAGUAUACUACUGGAAGAACGACCGACCGACCAGUCACUGGCAGUUCUUCAGGCUGUUCACCGCCUGUCGGCCAGCACUGCUGCAAAGCUGCACCGACUGCUGCAUCACCUGAACAGUAUGCAAGCUGCCAUCGCGAGGAACACUGCAGAACAGCUGGGCACAGAAGAGAAGUAUGAUCAAUGUCUGCAGGGAAUCUUGCAGCUAGUCACACGGGAUAUGCCCAUAGACUACGGUCAGCAUGACUCGGCCAGAGUGGACCCACUAUGUGAAGUGUUGGCCUAUCGAGAGUGUCAUGCAGAGGUGCGCAAGCUGACCGGGGUGGAAGCAUUGGACAAACAGGUUAUGCGUGGACUAAAGAAGCUCACCUCGCUGAUUGAACUGAUGCUGAGUCAAGCACUGGAGUACGUCCAGGACUGUUGCUCCACUAUAAAGGAAUAUGUCAAAGGCCUGCACAGAGGAAGGAGGUUGCCUUCGUCAUCAAGACCAGCCGCGGAUGUUUCACACGAUGGUGUCAGUGGUUCUGCCGCAGGGUCUGCACAAACGAAAAAGCCAUCAUCUCAGUCCACACCGGUACCGGCAUUGCUAGAAGCAGUGGAUCACGUUGCCAACGGAGUGGCAGAGCCCAGAGGAUUUGACAUGUUUGUACUGGACUUGGCAAGCGGGCAAGCAAGUGCAAGCAUGGUCGGUGACAUGAGACUGCAGUAUUGUGCAGAUGUGCGCCUGGAUCAGGUGCUCGAGCACUUCCUGUUGGAAAUCUGCUCCGGCCGCUUCUUUCCCAAGUCGCCGUGGGGAAUACUCAGCGAGGAAUGCCUUGCAGCUAUGUACAGGUUCUGCCUGCGGCAAACUCGUCAGAAGACAGUCUUGGCUACUUUGCUGAAGCCGCAGUCUCCCCUGCAGGUCUGCAAUCCCGACACCGGUGUGUGUACGCUUACAGGGACCACGGCAUUCGGGCUGAAGAGCGCUGUACUCUGCUGCCACUCUGCUCACAUUGCCUGGUGUCAGCAUGUAGCCAGUAUGCUCACCUGCCAGAACAUACAGAUACAAGAGAGCAAGUUCAAGGUCUCCAAUAGAGUGACGGUCAACGACCUGUCCCUGCUAUGCGGCUCAUUGCUACCAUUCAACACGGCCGUGACCAUCCAGGAACACUUCUACAUCCAGGAUGGUGGAGAGCCAGACGAGCAAGCGGUGGCACCCAUGUUUGCUGCUGUCAUUGUGCAGGAUGUCAAGCAGCUUCUUCUCAGCGAUGAGGUCGUGUUGAUGUCGCUUGACUGCGGCAGCAAGCGGUGGACAGCGGCAAUGCUAAGAGAUCUCAUAGCGCAGAGUCCGAGGCUAAGCACUCUAAAAGCUGAGCUGGCAUCCAAGGUUCUCACAUGUAGCAAAAUCUGGAUUGAGGUGUACGUGGAAAGAGACUGGCGUCAUGUGCGCGUGGAGAAGAGAUACGUGAUGCAUUGGCUGUUCAAGGACAACAGCCUUAACAGCCUAAGCACGUUCACGUCUGAAGAUGAAGCGAACCUGGAGCGCUGCCUGACAGUAUUUCCGUCAGCACUGCAGGCAACGGCUCACUUCCGCCUGGUCUAUUCCAAGGCGGGCGUGUUGGUAUCACCGCGUGCGCCAGACCGUUGGAAGGAGAUUGUGCAGUCUGCGUGGAGCGAGGUCAUAGAUACUGUCACUGUGCUGGCCAAGAAGGGCACGGGAAAGGCUGUACUGCAAGCGGUGCGUUGGAUGUCAGUGGGAUGCAUCAUUCAACAGCAAGACAUGUCACUGUUGUCGCUGGAGUGCUGGCGUGUAUGCCAGAGCUUGGCGGCAACACUGGAUUACUUGCUAGUGCUCUGCGAUGAUGCAAUAGCACUACUAGAGAUACUGUCUGAGAGUGUAGCGCAGACUCAGGAGAGUCGCCGCGAGUCAACAGCCAGGAAGCAAUUCAAGGUCAUCGGCACUGGUAAACUGAUGAAGAUGAUCAUGCACUUCUACGCAAAGUGCCAUGAGAGCCUGUCCAGCAGCUUCUUCCAGUUGUCUGGCCAGUAUGUGAGUGGCUUUGAAGAGAAAGCACUGUCGAUGACAAGAGACCCACCAAAUCUGGUGUCAGGACCGAAUCGAGCACAGGUAUCGGACGAGCUACGCACGAUCCGCGUCACUCUUGACCUGAAGCUGACCGAGAUUGUGCACCACCUGGUCACUGUGAGUCCAGAGCUGUGCGCCUUUCUGCAGUCGUGUGGCUGGCCGGGCAGGCCAUGGCAGUUACAGGAUCCGGUGCUGCAUGCAAUGGAGACAAGUAGCCACAGCACUGCUAGUCAGAGUAGUAGGCGAACUGUGCACAGCUCACUGUCGGUGUUCAGCUCUUAUGAGAAUUCCCUCUCCAGUGCUGCCUGCCUAUCCACGCCGGGCAGCCUGAGCCCGAGUGCAUCACAGCGUGAGCCGCAGACAACCCGGCAGCUGCCAUCCGUACGCCGUAGCGAAGUGAGUCGGGAUCAACAAACGCUAAGUCCCUCCGCCGAGGAGCAGUUGCAGCAUCUGUGGUGUUGAGGUCUACUAGUAUUAGACAAGCACUACAACACAACUGCGGCAAGCCCUUUCUUUCUCUCACUCUCAGUUCCACACCGAUUGAAUCUCCACAGUCACACAAAGAAACAGUACAUCGUAGAAACCGUGCACACUAUGCAGUCUGGAUACAACGACCUGGAAAACAGUAUGCACUUUACCAGGUUAAACACGAACUGAGGCACAAAGGAGGUGUGUAGACAUAACUGAGUUCUAUGGCGGUGCACUGUCAAGGAGAUUCAAGAGCAAAGGAGAUUUCCAAACAAGCCGGUUGCACGGUUCUCCACUGCCUGGUUCUCCAUUCUUCUCGUCACGUGCCUCUUAGCGACGGCACCGUGCAUCAUCACAGCCGCCUUGACUUGACUUGUUGAUACUUCAAACUGUACUAGUACUGUACCACAUCCAGGGCAGGCAAGCUGUGGCUUCUAUUCACGUCAGGCUUCUAUUCAAACCACUGAGGUAUUUCUAUGUGUGUCCACAGUAAAACCAGGCUUAUAUGCUGGCAGUGUAUCUUGAAAAUCAGGCUUUUAUUCAAAACAGGAUUCUAUACGAGACCGGCUUUAAUACAAGACACUACGGUAUGUUAUCAUGGCAUGCGAUGAUUUGUACACAGUCUCGUACAGGUAUGUAGCAGACGGGCUAUAUGCAGCUUGAGAUUACACCCGUAGUAUUCAGCUCUAUUUUCAUGUUCUGCUGAUGCUCAACUUAUUCAGCACUUGAUUUCAGCCUGCAGAAGUAUGGAUGCUGUGUGCACA
Messenger RNA from Sycon ciliatum, 5622 nucleotides. RefSeq lists its product as uncharacterized. The transcript is spliced from 31 exons. The coding region runs from base 803 to 4852 and encodes 1349 amino acids. The record is from RefSeq and is a predicted model, not a curated record. Lineage: Eukaryota; Metazoa; Porifera; Calcarea; Leucosolenida; Sycettidae.